CACAUUUCUGAAGCGAACGCACGACUUCCCAGCGUGAAAAGUCACAAAUGUGCGAAUCACAUUUUGAAAGAAACGAGAUCAAGACACAAAGCUCAUAGAAGAAGAGAAAAAAAAACUAUAAACAAAUCAUAUUUACACUUUUACAUUAUACAAUACGAAAUAUUUGCAGUAAAUUCAAUAUAAGUUUUAAACGAGCAUUUAGUUUACAAAUUGAAUUUGUGGCAUCAAGCAAUUAUUUUGCGCAAAAACAAGUUAAAUAAAAAAUAAAGUGUUUGAUUUGAGAAAACAAGUGAGAGUGUGUGAAGUAAUUUUGCGACAGCGAAACAAAAACGAAUCAACUGGGCAUUGAGCAUCGUUUUUAUUGUUCAUUUUGAAACAAUUUGAGAUCAAAGCGAGUUAAAAAUGGCUCCAAAAGAACGAAACAUUGCAAUGAUGGGCUACAGAUCAGUGGGAAAAUCGUCGCUCAGUAUUCAAUUUGUGCAGGGCCAAUUUGUUGAUUCGUACGAUCCAACAAUCGAAAAUACCUUUACAAAAGUAACACGUAUCAAUUCCACGGAUUACGAAAUCAAAUUAGUUGACACAGCUGGACAGGAUGAGUACAGUAUAUUUCCAACGCAAUAUAGCAUGGAUUUUCAUGGAUAUGUAUUAGUCUAUUCGAUAACCAGCCAAAAAUCAUUUGAGGUCAUACAAAUCAUUUAUGAAAAAUUAUUGGAUGUGAUGGGAAAAGCACAUGUACCUGUUGUAUUGGUUGGCAAUAAAACGGAUUUGCAUCAAGAACGUUCCGUUUCAUAUGAGGAAGGUAAAAAAUUGGCUGAAUCGUGGCGCGCAACGUUUUUGGAAACCUCUGCCAAACAGAAUGAAUCUGUGGCGGAUAUAUUUCAUUCGAUAGUUUUGCAAGUUGAACGAGAGAAUGGAAAUACUCAGGAAAAGAGUGGAUGUUGCAUUUCUUGAACGUUGUUUGUUUUGAAUUCGUUCAUUGUAAACCCUCUAGAGUAAAAAUUUUCUUUUUAAAAUAAGCUGUAAAUUUGGUCGAUUUUACAUUCGUACAAUUCCAUCCUAUGCGAAAACACACAGACAUAUAAACACACACACAAAUAGAUACUUAUAGAGGAAACAGCUAACCAAAUCACUAAAACACUGAAGGAAGGACUGAUAUCGCUUUUUCUUACCACAGCGACACACAAACACACUCGGUUUUGAUACGCUCAAAACAGUUUUUCAUUCGAGAAAAAAAAAAUUAUAGAAAAAAUAGAGAAAAAACCAGAAAAAAGUCUUUCUAAAUUUACCGCAAUCGCGGUUUAAUUUUAUAUAUGCAAUCUAUUUUUUAUCGUUUUAUAUAAAUGAAUUUUAUUUUAAUGAAGUUUUUUUUUAUUUUGAAAAGUGUCAAAACAUAGUGGAAAACUACCGUUUUAAAAUGGUAAAAAAAAAGAAUGAAACUAAUAAGAUAGACUUUUUAAUUAAGUUGAAACAGAAACAAAAUCUUUUCAUAAGUUGUGUAAUAUAAAAAAAUUAAAUAAAUUUUUAUUUCGGAAAAUUAA
Messenger RNA from Contarinia nasturtii (swede midge), 1538 nucleotides. RefSeq names its product GTP-binding protein Rheb homolog (gene Rheb). Gene Ontology annotation, cellular component: plasma membrane. The transcript is spliced from 5 exons. Lineage: Eukaryota; Metazoa; Arthropoda; Insecta; Diptera; Cecidomyiidae. The record is from RefSeq and is a predicted model, not a curated record. Gene Ontology annotation, biological process: small GTPase-mediated signal transduction. Gene Ontology annotation, molecular function: GDP binding; GTP binding; GTPase activity. The coding region runs from base 403 to 951 and encodes 182 amino acids.